This is a messenger RNA of Alligator sinensis (Chinese alligator), 1906 nucleotides long. RefSeq names its product nucleosome assembly protein 1 like 1 (gene NAP1L1). Gene Ontology annotation, biological process: nucleosome assembly. Gene Ontology annotation, molecular function: histone binding; chromatin binding. The record is from RefSeq and is a predicted model, not a curated record. The coding region runs from base 20 to 1201 and encodes 393 amino acids. The transcript has 14 exons. Gene Ontology annotation, cellular component: chromatin; nucleus. NCBI's taxonomy places the organism in Eukaryota, Metazoa, Chordata, Crocodylia, Alligatoridae.
GUUCUUGAGAUUUAAGAACAUGGCAGACAUUGACAACAAAGAACAGGCUGAACUUGACCAGCAGGAUAUGGAAGAUGUUGAAGAAGUAGAAGAAGAAGAAACCGGUGAGGAUGCCAACAGCAAAGCUCGACAGCUGACUGUGCAGAUGAUGCAAAAUCCUCAGAUUCUUGCAGCCCUUCAGGAAAGACUUGAUGGUCUGGUAGGAACAUCUACAGGAUAUAUAGAAAGCUUGCCCAAAGUAGUUAAGAGACGGGUGAAUGCUCUCAAGAAUCUUCAAGUUAAGUGUGCACAGAUUGAAGCAAAGUUUUAUGAAGAAGUUCAUGAACUGGAAAGAAAAUACGCAGCUCUCUAUCAACCCUUAUUUGAUAAGCGAAGUGAAAUCAUCAAUGCAAUUUACGAACCUACAGAGGAAGAAUGUGAAUGGAAAGCAGAUGUUGAAGAAGAAAUUUCAGAUGAAAUGAAAGAAAAGGCAAAGCUUGAAGAAGAGAAAAAGGAUGAAGAAAAAGAAGACCCUAAAGGAAUUCCUGAAUUUUGGUUGACUGUAUUUAAGAAUGUUGACUUGCUCAGUGAUAUGGUUCAGGAACAUGAUGAGCCUAUCCUGAAACAUUUAAAAGAUAUCAAAGUGAAGUUCUCAGAAGCUGGUCAGCCUAUGAGUUUUACAUUAGAAUUUCACUUUGAACCAAACGACUACUUCACAAAUGAAGUGUUGACAAAAACGUAUAGAAUGCGAUCAGAGCCAGAUGAUUCUGAUCCCUUCUCCUUUGACGGACCAGAAAUUAUGGGUUGUACAGGAUGCCAAAUAGACUGGAAAAAAGGAAAGAAUGUUACUUUAAAAACCAUUAAAAAGAAGCAGAAACACAAGGGACGUGGAACAGUUAGAACAGUGACAAAAACUGUGUCAAAUGACUCUUUCUUCAAUUUCUUUAGCCCCCCUGAAGUUCCUGAAAGUGGAGACCUGGAUGAUGAUGCUGAGGCAAUCCUUGCUGCAGAUUUUGAAAUCGGUCACUUUUUACGUGAGCGCAUAGUCCCACGAUCAGUAUUGUACUUCACAGGAGAAGCUAUUGAAGAUGAUGAUGAUGAUUAUGAUGAAGAGGGUGAGGAGGCAGAUGAUGAGGAAGGGGAGGAGGAAGCAGAUGAAGAAAAUGACCCAGAUUAUGACCCGAAGAAAGAUCAAAACCCAGCAGAAUGCAAGCAGCAGUGAAGUAGUGUGUAUGUGGCCUUGAGGAUUACCUGCACUGUAAUAGCCUAAACACAACUAUUAGUUACUUACAGCCUUAUGUUUUGUAUCUUCUUGGUAGAAUUAAGUAAACAAUUUGUUAAAAAUUAAAUCAAAAACAUAAGAACCAGUUUAAAAUGUAGGUUCAUUCUACCUAGUAUUUUAAUAGUAUAAUUUUCUGCCAAUAUGUAGAAUGCAGUAAACCCCCUAAAGCAUGAAUGUUAAUUCAUUGCUACAUAGUUUGGUUCUUGUGAAGUCUUGUCAUGUAGCUAUUAGACAGCAGCUGUGAAGAUUAUUGGAACUGUUAACUGAGACCAAUAUUUGUUUAGGAAAAAAUCCUCUCCUGAAGAACCAACCAAAGUAUUUGCAGCCCAGUAGUUUGAACGGGUUUAAGUCUGCUUGCACUAGCUGUGCCUUCAUUACUUUGUUAUAGAAAUGGCGGUGACUUGUACUAACUAGGAGAUGAUGUAUUCUGAAUUUGACUACUUGAGAAGACUAGUAUAAUUCAUUUUAUUUCCCAACAAGACCACAUUAACUGUUCAUAACUGUCAGCUUGUUUAUGCUAUGGGUUUUUGUAUUUUAUGUGACAUAGUGAUCUACAAAAAAAAAAUAAAGAAAAAAACUAGUCAUCAUAUUAAGGUUAUUGUUUACCACUGGGGUGUGAAUAAAACCUAGUAUUUUCAGAAGCUA